GAGGAAGAAGAACUUAUCGACUAGUGAUGAUGGACCGACCUGGGGAUCUGUAUUACUGAGUCUUUUGAAGAUCAUUGAUGUAUUUUGAAUCCACUCAAGUGGAAUACCUCUUGGAUAGAUAACUGAAAAAUUGAAGGCUCGAUUGGUUGCUAUUUAGGUAGCGAGCACAUACUUCUCGUUGAAAGUCUCUGGAGAAUCAGUCUGCCACGUGAAUCGAUGUGUCCUCUGAAUAUCUGGUAAAUUAUCAAGGAAGGGCUUAAUUAACAUUGAAAAGAAUGUUUUAUCAGCAUCAGUACUGGUUGCUCGUGCUGACGGGUGUCCUGAGUUUAUUCUGCCUCUGGAGGACAUCUCUGUGGAGUGUUCCGAGUGUCCAAACAAGCACAUCAAUUCAAUUGGACCUGUCCCUGCCAUCUCCCAGCAUUCCCCGGAUCACUCAACGGGUAUUCAACAUCUCCGGGAAGAAGCCCAUAAAUUUCCCAAAGAAAAGACACAGCAGUGCGACAUCCAGGUACAUGCUGGAGCUAUAUCAUCGGCGACCAUCAGCGGACAUCGUUCGGGCACUAUCUCCCCGUCACAUUUCCGGUCCAAUAGACCACAUCGGUGGUGGUCGAGUCCUGGAGUUUCAGUUGCCACCGAAAAAUCCAUCGGAGUACCUCGAAACCGCUGAACUCCUGGGUACCGCAGGUAUGAUCCUCCGGGUAGAAUCCCUGGACUACCUAAUCCAACCAGAGGACAAGAGGCCAUCCAGGCGAGAUGAAACGUGGCGCGCAUUCGACGUGACAUCAGCCGUCAGAAAUCGAAAGGGGGAUUCCCUGAAAUUCCUAGUCAGAGGGCGUGUGAGAUCUGGCGGAGAGGGCGCUAUUCUCCUCCUGAGUUAUACAAAACCGAAAAAACGCACUCCCCGAUCCGCAGAGGAUGACGGCAGUGAUGAUAAUUCAGCAGCUGCAGCAGACGCACGUCGACGGAAGAAGAAUCCGUGCAGAAAGCGACCACUUUACGUUGACUUCUCAGCGAUAAAUUAUGACGAGUGGAUUGUCGCACCACCGGGUUAUGAUGCCUAUCAGUGCAUGGGCAGGUGUUUCUUUCCUUUUCCUGAUCAUUUGAGUCCGACUAAACACGCCAUUGUCCAGUCGCUGCUGCAUGGUGCACUACAGGGCUCGGAUCCUGGCAAAAAUACUAUUGGGAGAGUCUGCUGUGUGCCAACACGACUUGCACCCACAAGUCUUCUUUAUUUAGAUGCCAGUGGCACCCUUACUUAUCAGUACGGAUACGAGGAUAUGGUCGUCGUCGAAUGCGGCUGCCGAUAACACAUAAUUUAUUUGUCAUUCUAUUGUUUCAUUUAUUCAUUUCAUAUCAUUUUGUUAUUAAUAAAAUAUGGCAUUUAUCGAACAGAAUGAAAAACAUGGAUCACUCACUCAUUCACUCGGAAUAUCACUCACAUCUUCAGUUGUUGCAUACACUGUUAAAUAAUUAUUGAAAAUUCAAACUGAAAUUGAAAUUGUGUGUAUUUUACCUGAAAUUUCAAGCGUAAUUUUUUAACAGUGCACGCAUUAUUGUAAAACAGCUAAACAAGUGCGUUAAAAAUAUUUUCACAGACUUAAAGCUAGAUUUAAUGAUUAACUGAAGAUGAGUAAAUGGAGUCAUCACUGGGGUGAGCAUGAGAAAA
This is a messenger RNA of Fopius arisanus, 1666 nucleotides long. RefSeq names its product growth/differentiation factor 5-like. Gene Ontology annotation, cellular component: extracellular region. The record is from RefSeq and is a predicted model, not a curated record. Bases 276 to 1307 code for a protein of 343 amino acids. The transcript has 2 exons. Gene Ontology annotation, molecular function: cytokine activity; growth factor activity. NCBI's taxonomy places the organism in Eukaryota, Metazoa, Arthropoda, Insecta, Hymenoptera, Braconidae.